Molecule: messenger RNA, 764 nt
Organism: Lolium rigidum
Lineage: Eukaryota; Viridiplantae; Streptophyta; Magnoliopsida; Poales; Poaceae
Product: late embryogenesis abundant protein At5g17165-like
Exons: 2
Coding region: 160-525 (121 amino acids)
Source: RefSeq, a predicted model, not a curated record
UUGCCGGCAUCGUAUUCCCUGCGCCCUGCGCCGGGCGCCGCUAUAAGUAGCAGCGGGAGCGGUGUGGAAUUCUCUCAACUGAAACCCACUCCCUUUCUCUCCCCCAGCACCUGCUCCCCCGCCUCUCUGUCCCACCGCUCUUCGUCGACCGACCUUUGCAUGGCCGCAGUGGCUGGGUCCAAGGGCCGGAUCGCUGGGAACCUCGUCGCGCGCGUCCUCGCCGGCGGCAAGCCCGCCUCCGCCUCCCCGAGGAGGGCGGUGCACGCCUCGGCCUACGACAAGAACCUGGACGACCAGGUGCGCCCGGCCUUCGUGCCGGACGAUGUGAUCGGCGGGCCCAACACCCCGGACAAGUACUGGGGCCCGCACCCGACCACCGGCGUCUUCGGCCCGGCCGCGCUGGACGGCAAGUUCGUCCCCGGCGCGCCGCCGACCGCCACCGCCAGUGCCACCGGCUCCGUGCUGGACCAGAAGGUGUGGUACCGCCCGCUCGAGGACAUCGAGAAGCCGCCCCCAACCGCCUGAUCGCGCCACCAAGAACUCGAGCCUAGCUCUGCGACUCUAUCACUCUUCUAAGCUGGGCUCCUAAUUAUCUCUAGUGUGCUUGUGCUAUAGUACAGACAUGGCGCUCACCUGGACCUGUAGUAGUAAUGCGGUGUUGCUGCCUGGAAUAAGGUCGACCAGAAGAUGUGUGAUGACAAUGCUAUUGUUGGCUGUGAUGGUGUACUCCCAUCUUAAACCAGUAUAUUUCAGGUGUUUGGUAA